GGGGUCGAACACAUUUGUAAAGCUGCUUUAUAAGUCACCAUUUGAAUUAUGAAUAGUUCCACUUUGAAGAAUGUGGAAUUAAAAAAAACAAAGCGUCGAUGACUUUAUUUUGAAAGCCUCACAGAGGAAGCGCCUCAAGCUGAGAUACACCGGAAGUCCACGUCAGUUCGUCGAGAGGUUCUAGAGUCUGAGCCGGAUUCGGACUCUGGUCAUAACACGGUUCCCUCACACGCACUUUCAAUGGCGGACGAGUGCACGCGCAAGACAGUGUCUCAGAUCCCGCUGCUGAAGACACACGCGGGCCCGCGAGAUCGCACGCUGUGGCCGCAGCGCCUCAAGGAGGAGUACCAGGCUCUGAUCCACUUCGUGGAGCAAAACAAGGCGGCAGACAACGACUGGUUCCGCCUCGAGUCCAACGCGGACGGCACGCGAUGGACUGGUACGUGCUGGUUCAUCCACGAGCUGCUACGCUAUGAGUUCCGCUUGGAGUUCGACAUUCCGGUGACGUAUCCGGACACUGCGCCGGAAGUGGCGGUGCCUGAACUGGACGGAAAGACGGCCAAGAUGUACCGCGGCGGAAAGAUCUGCUUGACCGAACACUUCGCGCCGCUGUGGGCCCGCAACGCCCCGCGUUUCGGCCUUGCUCACCUGAUGGCCCUCGGACUCGGACCGUGGCUGGCCGUGGAGGUCCCUGACUUGAUCAGCAAGGGCCACGUGAUCCACAAGGAGCAACAACGCAAGGUGGAAUGAUGUCACCGAUGGCACGUGAACCCUUUCACAGGAGUGGACAUUUGAUAUUUUUUUGGAGACAUGAAUAAAAGUGCUGAUAUCAAACACAUUUGAAUCUUAGCAGAAUAUGUACAAAUAUCAAAAGUGGAAGUGAUGUUGAAUAAAAUGAAAGAAUGUGGUCCAUGAAA
This is a messenger RNA of Doryrhamphus excisus (bluestripe pipefish), 917 nucleotides long. RefSeq names its product ubiquitin-fold modifier conjugating enzyme 1 (gene ufc1). Gene Ontology annotation, cellular component: cytoplasm. Gene Ontology annotation, molecular function: UFM1 conjugating enzyme activity. Gene Ontology annotation, biological process: protein K69-linked ufmylation. The record is from RefSeq and is a predicted model, not a curated record. NCBI's taxonomy places the organism in Eukaryota, Metazoa, Chordata, Actinopteri, Syngnathiformes, Syngnathidae.